UAACAAGGGCCCGUGAGGAGACGGCCGCGGUUGCCCGCCCGCCCGCCCGUGCACGUGUGAAGGGCGCGGACGCGUGUCAGGGCCCGCCAUGGAGCCGGACCUGGAAGCCUGGCGGGAGCCGCAGGAGAGCGAGCGGCUGUGGGCGCUGCGGAGGCGGUUCCUGCUGCGGAACCGGGCCGGCUUCGACGGGGAGGCCGGCCAGAGGAGGCUGCUGGCCCUCUCGCAGGCCUGGGCCAACCACCUCUCCAUGGGAUGCAGGUACAGCCCCCAAGUCAUGGAGAAAAUCCUCCAAAUGGCCGAAGGGAUUGACGUGGGCGAGAUGCCGUCCUUUGAGCUGGUGCCGGGCUCCAAGGACAGAAAGAGGCCGGGUUCUCCGUUGCAGGACACUUCUUCCCGCAGUCUUGAGGCUCCGAGGAAGCAGGCUCCCAAACUACGUGUCCGGCCUCGCUUCGAACCCAUCCACUUUGUCGCCAGCAACACCCAAGACAAAGAUAAGGACGAGCCUUUGCAAAACCAGACGCAGCCCGCCAGGAAGAACAUCACGACCCAGCAAAUCCAAAACUACGCUGAUCAGGUUUUCAGCAGCUUCAGUACCCAGGACGGGGACUCUCUGCUUCCACGUUCAGUGGGCUUAGGCUAUGGGAGCAGCCAGUCAGAAGCCAAGGCCGUUCCCAAAAGCAAAGACACUUCUGAUCCAAGUGUUGCUGUGCCUGCGAGUGGGCCAUCUGACCUCCCGUCCACCUCUGAAACAUUCCCGAAAACAGUGAUAAGUGACAAACAGUAUUUCAUCAACAAACUCGUCGCUGCCGUCCGCAAGAACCUGGCGAGCCCUGAAACUGGCGGCGGGCCGGAGAAGGUUAACUACACUUACCUGUUGACGCGGUCCAUCCAGGCCUGCAAGACCAACCCCGAGUAUAUUUAUUGCCCCAUGAAAGAUAUUUCCCCGGCCGAUCUCCCCGAGAGCAAAAGGCUCCUCAAAGACGGCUUUGUGUGCGAGGUGAGGUGCCAGGACGUGUACCUGGCCACCGGGUACGCGGGGAGCAAGAACGGGUGCCGGGACCGGGCCACGGAGCUGGCGGUGCUGCUGCUGCUGAAGCCGGUGGAGGUCCGGGCGGCCCAGCGGAAGUUCAAGGGCGCCGCGUGGGAGGACUUGGUGGUAUGCGAGCGCGGCAAGGUGCCCCCCGAAUUCCCGCCGUCACUCAAGCAGCUGGACGACCCUCCCGCGGCCACGAAAGAGGCCUCCCCCGGGCAGCUCAGCCCCGACCCCUUGCAAGGACCCAGCUCGGGGAAGCACUGGACCGAUUUUGUUCUCACCGAGAACGCCAGCGAUGCCAUCGGGAUCCUGAACAACUCGGCCACCUUCAACAGGAUGUCGAUCAAGUACAAGUACUCGCUGCUGCAGAACCGGCUGUGGCGCUGCGGCGUCUACCUGGAGGACCAUUUCCUGGCGCAAGGGUUCGGCACCAAGAAGACCAGCAAGCACGCCGCGGCGGACGAGGCGCUCAAGAUCCUCCAGAGGACACAGCCCAACGCCGGAGGCAACAAAGUGGCGCUGGUCCAGAGGGUGGGUGGCAGCAGCGGUGGCGGCGUGUGCGGUCCGGCCAAGAAGAAGGACCUGAAGGACCUUGUGGUCUACGAGAACUCCCUGAACCCCGUGUGCACCCUCAAUGACACCGCCCAGUUCAACAAGGUGACGGUGGAGUACAUUUUCGAGAGGAUGACGGGGCUGCAGUGGAAGUGCAAGGUGCUGCUGGAGGACGAGCUGGUGGCCGAGGCCGUCGACGUGAAGAAGACCGUCAAGCACAUGGCGGCCGAGGAGGCCGUCAAGGUCCUGAAGAAGACCCAGCCCACUGUGGUCAACAACCUGAAGAAGGGCGCCGUCGAGGACGUCAUCUCGCGGAACGAGAUCUGCGGGCGCUCCGCGGGCAACGCCAUGAAGCAGCAGAUCAAGGAGGACAACAUCGGGAACCAGAUCCUCCGGAAAAUGGGCUGGACGGGCGGCGGCCUGGGCAAAACCGGGGAGGGGAUCCGGGAGCCGAUCGCCGUGAAGGAGCAGUUCAAGAGGGAGGGCCUCGGGCUGGACGUGGCAAGGGGCGGCUCCAGGAUCACCAAGAAGGACAUCGAGCAGAUUGUCCAGAAGUACGCUUUCUCGGACAGUAACGUCGACCUGACCUUCUCCACGGAGCUCACCAACGACGAGCGCAAGCAGAUCCACCAGAUCGCCCAGAAAUACGGGCUCAAGAGCCGGUCGCACGGCCAGGGCCGAGACCGGUACCUGGUGGUCAGUCGGAAGAGGCGCAGAGAGGACCUGCUGGACCAGCUGAAGCAGGACGGCCAGGUCGGCCACUACGAACUCAUCAUGCCGCAGGACAAGUGAGGCCGAGCUCACAACCGGACUGGCCUCGGUUUCCCCAUUAAACAAAGCGGGCUCUGUGUUCUUGUGUGGAAAGGACAACUGUGGGAGAAAGUGUUACUUGUCAUUUAAGAACGUCUGAAUCACGAGUCCUGUCCAAACCUCCAUAGUGCUGUCUGGAUAACAUUAGUGCGGUCCCGUUUUAUGAAUUCUCGUAGGGAAAAGGCCCGUUUCCUCCCCGUUUUACUGGUUUUGUAAUUGCAGGAAGGAACGUGCCUGCCCGGAAGAAAGCAGGACCACAUUUUAUUACGAAGGGAGGACGACCCCCUUGUGUCUUUGUUUUGCCUUUUAAAAAAUGAAGUCGAGGCGAGAACGGAAGAUGGCACUAUGAAGAAUACUAUAUGUAAAGUUGGUAUUAAUAAAACAAAAUAGAUUUUUAUUUCCGGA
Molecule: messenger RNA, 2800 nt
Organism: Anolis carolinensis (green anole)
Lineage: Eukaryota; Metazoa; Chordata; Lepidosauria; Squamata; Anolidae
Gene: nkrf
Product: NFKB repressing factor
Exons: 3
Coding region: 89-2377 (762 amino acids)
Cellular component (GO): nucleus
Molecular function (GO): nucleic acid binding
Source: RefSeq, a predicted model, not a curated record